Molecule: messenger RNA, 1608 nt
Organism: Epinephelus lanceolatus (giant grouper)
Lineage: Eukaryota; Metazoa; Chordata; Actinopteri; Perciformes; Serranidae
Source: RefSeq, a predicted model, not a curated record
AGGAGAGCGUCUGUCUCCGCACAGCCUCUCUGCUGCUCAUUCACUCGGCUCCUCUAGUUCGUGUUUGGCUUGGGUUCAGUGAGGACGGAGAGUGGAGGCUUCACGCUCACAUUCGGCCGUCUCACCACCCGGUCCAGUCCGCUCAGUUCGCCGGAGACAUGGAGGGAGUCAGCAGCAACAGGAGCAUGUCUUACAGUAGGUGGAGCUAUGACAGCACUUUAGAUGAUGAGGGCACCAACCUCCGACAGCAGAAACUGGACAGACAGCGGGUGCUCAUUGAACAGAAGCAGAAGAAGAAGAGGCAGGAGCCUCUGAUGGUCCAGUCUAACGUGGACGGGAGAUCUCGCACUCGUCGGACCAAACAGAGUGAGGAACAGGCUCCGCUGGUGGAAUCCUACCUCAGCAGCAACAGCAGCACCAUCUACCAUGAACUUGACACCUCUUUCUUUCUUCUUCUUUCACUUUCUUGUUUCAUUUUCUUUCUCUGUGAAGGUAUUUCCAGCAGUAUGAAUUUCGAUGAAGAAGAGGACGAUGAAGAUGAAAUCAGCUCCAGUUCCUCACAGCUCAACAGCAACACGAGGCCAGGCUCAGCCACCAGCAAGAAGUCAUGCAAGGAGGUGGCCUCGGCACCCACUCCACCAGUCAAUGAACCUGCUGUCGAUGUAGAUGACCUUGAAGAGUUUUCUCUGCGACCUGCGCCCCAGGGGAUCAGAGUGAAGUGCAGAAUUACCAGAGACAAGAAAGGCAUGGACCGAGGCAUGUAUCCCACCUACUACCUUCAUCUAGAGAGAGAAGACGGCAAGAAGGUGUUCCUGUUAGCAGGCAGGAAGAGGAAAAAGAGUAAAACAUCAAAUUACCUCAUCUCCAUCGAUCCCACCGAUCUGUCUCGAGGUGGAGAGAGCUUCAUUGGUAAACUGAGGUCUAACCUCAUGGGAACUAAGUUCACCGUAUACGACAGCGGCCUGAACCCCAUGAAGAGCACCACCAGCCUUGAAGCUAGCAACCUGCGUCAAGAGCUAGCAGCCAUUUGCUAUGAAACCAAUGUCUUAGGAUUCAAAGGACCUCGCAAAAUGAGUGUCAUCAUUCCUGGAAUGAACAUGGACCACGAGAGAGUGUCAAUUCGCCCACGAAAUGACCAUGAGUCACUGCUGGCCAGGUGGCAGAACAAGAACACAGAGAGCGUGAUCGAACUUCACAACAAGACGCCCGUGUGGAACGAUGACACACAAUCCUACGUGCUCAACUUCCACGGCAGAGUCACUCAGGCCUCGGUCAAGAAUUUCCAAAUCAUUCACGACAAUGACCCUGACUACAUUGUGAUGCAGUUUGGCCGUGUGGCAGAGGACGUCUUCACCAUGGACUAUAACUACCCAAUGUGUGCCCUGCAAGCCUUUGCCAUUGCCCUCUCCAGCUUUGACAGCAAGUUAGCCUGUGAAUAGAUCCCAGCCUGAAGUUCAGUGGAGAACUGGUCCAUCUGUCCUCUCAACAAGGGCUGUUACUGUAUCCUUGGGGGCUGGUUUGAGAUCUCCAAAUCACCCAGUACCUUGGAAGUCUUGCAUAUCCCAGAAUGCUUUAUGGGGCCUCAAGUCUUGUGUGUUUGUGUGUGUG